UCAUGUGCAUAAUAAAAAUCACGAGACUCUACCUCUGGCAAAAUCUCUAAACUAGCGCUUCUUCGCGACAAGAUUUUAAAAUGGAUGUUUCAACUCUGAUACAAAACCUUAAGCAAGAAUUAACCUGCCCGGUGUGUAUUCAUCUUUAUAAAGAACCCAAACAGUUGCCAUGUUUACAUAUUUUUUGCCUUGAAUGCCUGAACGGCUUGGUAAACUCGAAUGCUCAUCAAGGCCAGAUUAAAUGUCCUCUCUGCCAGAUUGAAGUCGCCGUACCCGAUUGUGGCACAAUGGAAACUCUGCCAGACUGUUUUUACUUGAAAAAUCUACUGGAUCUUUUGGUCAUCAAAGAAUGCAACACAUCGGAGGUGACUUGUGGAAACUGCGACGAGAAAAGCGACGAAGUGUCUUACUGUUUUCACUGUAGCAAGUUUUGGUGCAAAGACUGUUUAAAUGGUCAUGACAUUUUGAAGGAAAACAAAGAACACCGUGUUAUCGCAUUAAGAGAUUUUAAAGAAGAAGAUUUCGAGGAUGUUGUAAGACGACCGGCGUUUUGCCAGGAAGACCUUCACGAGAGGAAAGUUCUCAAUUUAUUUUGUAAAAUGUGUCAAAUACCUGUUUGCCAGAAUUGUGUAACUCUCCAGCAUAGUACACACGAUGUAGAACAUUUGGAACUAACUGUACAGGCGGUGAAGAACAAUAUUGAUUGUAAACUCGACUCUGUGAAGAAAUCAUGUCGGAGAUUUUCAGAUUAUAUACGAAAACUAGAUGAAAAAUUUAGUCUGACAGAUCGGCGGCGCCAACUUGUCAAAGGAAAGAUUCAGGAAACCUUCAAGUCUUUAAUCGUCACUCUACAGGAACAAGAACGUGAUCUAGUGACCCAACUGGAAGAACAGAGCAACGAAACACAAGAAGACCUCAUGAAACGCAAACGUGAAUUUCAAGAAAAAUUGAGCAAGAGCGAGAAAGCGAUCGCGCAUAUUGAACGCCUCGUUGAACGUAGCACAGAAGCAGAACUUGUAACAACGAAAACAGUCAUAGAUGAGCUUUUUCAGCAACUUGGACAGCCACAAGAGAUUCAGCCUCCAGUCAUUGAAAAGAAGAGUUUAACUGUCUUCUUGAAAAACCACGAAGUCAUUAAAGGACUUCAGAAGUCGGGAAUUGGUCACCUAUAUACCACUACAACUGAAACAGACGUAAAGCAGUGUUUGGUUCGUGAUGGUGACGAAGUUACCGCGGGACUGGAGACAAAGUUUGAAGUGAUUACGAGAAAUUCUACCGGGGAACAGUUCUACUCCUCUGCGGAUGACAUUGCUGUUGAAAUUAUGGGCACACAAAGCAGGAAACCUGUAGCUGAAUUAAACUUCGUGAACAAGAAUGAUGGAAGGUACGAAAUUUCAUUCAUUCCAAGUAAAGCUGGAAAGCAUGUGUUAUCUGUGGGCAUCAACGGAGAAACUAUCAGAGAUCUUCCCCCCAUACACAUCAGAGAACGCACUUUCAAGCCUAUAGUACAUUUUGGAGAACAAAGCAUAGAUGAAAAAAAAUUGAACUCCCCCUGGGGAGUGACUGUAAAUAACUCAAACGAUAUCUUUGUUACUGACAUGGACAAUAAUCGAGUACUAGUGUUCAAUGACGAAGGGAACUUCGUCAGAUCGUUUGGAGAAAAUUUUCUUGAGGGACCAACAGGGAUAAGCGUUGACAAUAAUGGUGGGAUUUUUGUCGCAAACAGAACAAGUAAUAAAAUAUUGCUUCUUGAUCCAGACGGGGAUUAUGUCUCAACUGUCAUCAGUGAAGGCUCACUGAAAGAUCCCCGCGGGAUAUCCCUUGAUUCCCAAGGUCACCUUAUUGUGUGUGAUUCGGGAAAUAAGUGUGUCAGAAUCGUCUCCGUUCAAGGAGAAGUUUUAAGUACUUUCGGAGAGGGUUGUUUUCGAAUGCCUUUUGACUGUGUGUGCUAUGAGGACAAAAUCUUUGUUUCUGAUCGUGAGGGUCACAUGAUCAAAGUUUACAGUAAGGAUGGAAAACUUUCGCAUGAAUUUGGUGGGCGUGGGACUAGGGACGGGGAACUGUACCACCCUACGGGACUAACAGUAGACAAAACAGGACACCUCUUGAUCUGUUCCGAGCAUAGUCAUAAGAUACAGAUGUUUACUUUCGAGGGCACAUUUGUGUCAAAAUUUGGUACGCCUGGAAAAGAUUUAGGACAACUUGGUCGACCCACUUCCAUAUCUCUACUUAAAAGCGGUCAUAUCGUUGUCUGCGAGUUCGGAAACGACCGCUUACAAAUUUUUGCGUGAGACUUAAAGAAAUGUUUCAGGAACAAAUCUCAUGUACCCAUUUAUUUUUUUCUAUUUUUAAAUUUGACAGGCAUGAUCGUCCCUUUUUUUGACUUAAACAUUUUUAUGAUAUUAGAGAUCAUUUAAUGUAAACAGGAGAUACCGUUCGCUCUGCGUUAAACCAGAACAACGAGGUGCACUUGAUGUAAAAUAGCAUGAAUUAAAGUUAAAUUGUUUCCUCUUA
Molecule: messenger RNA, 2514 nt
Organism: Pocillopora damicornis (cauliflower coral)
Lineage: Eukaryota; Metazoa; Cnidaria; Anthozoa; Scleractinia; Pocilloporidae
Product: E3 ubiquitin-protein ligase TRIM45
Molecular function (GO): zinc ion binding; protein binding; ubiquitin protein ligase activity
Source: RefSeq, a predicted model, not a curated record